AUGUUUCAAUCGUGGUACGGCCAAAACGACGAGAACAUAGAGUUUUGGCUGGAGUUCCAGACAGUCCAUGAUGGCUUAGAUGGCGGCAUCAAAGGUGAUGCAAGGUUCACCUGCUUCCCAGCACUCCCCCCUGAGCUUCGGCUCAAGGUAUGGGAAUACCUCAUCCAGCCCCGCGUCGUCAUAGCAGCCUGCUUCGACUCGCGCUUCAAAGACGAGAAGCGUGCUCAGCUGGCCCAACGGCCAAAGAGACACGCCGUGCCGGUGCUGCUGCACGUCAACCACGAGUCUCGCAUCCUCGCCCUGCGGCAUUACGAGCCAGCUUUCGCCUGGAAAAUCCCACGCCGGCUCGUCGGCCCAGAGACCGGCGUACUGCCCUGCAGCAAGGAGGCCCGCGUGUGGUUCAACUUCCGCCUCGACGCACUGCUCUUGCUCGGUGAGCUGGAACCUUACGACCAGUACGGCUUCAACUCGCCCAUGGUUUACUUUCUGCGGCGCGAGGACACAAAGCGAGUCCGCCAUGUCGCCUGCGCCUUCGAGGAGCUGCACAUGAGUCUUUAUGAGUCGGACCAGGUCUUCGGCUCUCUGUUUCACAUUAUCGACAUGUUCCCGGCCGCCCCGCGACUCCUGAUCACCAGCACGCCCCAAGACUCGGAGCUGCGCCACUUGAAGCUGCCCACCACUGACAAUGUCGUCCAGAAACUGUGGUCCGCGUUUAUAAACGGCACAACCUGCGUUACCUCUUCUCUAGUCAACCGGCAGAUACUCAUGAUCCGGGAAGCGGACCUAGCUGACUUUAUCACGGAACACACAUAA
This is a messenger RNA of Chaetomium strumarium, 813 nucleotides long. RefSeq lists its product as uncharacterized. The coding region runs from base 1 to 813 and encodes 270 amino acids. The record is from RefSeq and is a predicted model, not a curated record. NCBI's taxonomy places the organism in Eukaryota, Fungi, Ascomycota, Sordariomycetes, Sordariales, Chaetomiaceae. The transcript has a single exon.